CCUUGGAAUUCUGUACUUAUAAUUCAGCAUGUCCAACUUCCAGAAUACCACAUCCUCUUCCAUCAUUUUCCUGCUAACUGGCGUUCCUGGGCUGGAAGCCUUCCACACCUGGAUCUCCAUUCCCUUCUGCUUCCUCUAUCUAACUGCCCUCUCAGGAAACAGCCUGAUUCUCUUUGCCAUUGUCACUCAGCCCAGCCUCCAUGAACCCAUGUACUAUUUCCUCUCCAUGCUGUCCACCACUGACCUCGGCUUGUCCAUAUCCACCCUAGUCACCAUGUUGGGUAUAUUCUGGUUCAAUGCCAGGAAGAUCAGCUUUAAUGCCUGCUUGUCACAGAUGUUCUUUAUUAAACUCUUCACUGUCAUGGAAUCUUCAGUGCUGUUGGCUAUGGCCUUUGAUGGUUUUGUAGCCAUCUCUAAUCCUCUCAGGUAUGCCACCAUUUUAACUGACUCCAGAAUAGCUCAAAUUGGAGUGUCCAUUGUCAUCAGGGGGACACUAACGCUGACACCAAUGGUAGCCCUUCUUAAAAGACUGUCCUACUGCCACAGCCAUGUGCUGCACCACUCCUACUGCUUCCACCCAGAUGUGAUGAAGCUCUCCUGCACGGACACCAGGAUCAAUAGCGCAGUUGGGUUGACAGCCAUGAUCUCUACUGUUGGGCUAGACUCAAUCCUCAUCCUCCUCUCUUAUGUUUUGAUCAUUAAAACUGUCCUCAGCAUCGCAUCCCCAGAGGAGAGGAAGAAAGCCUUCAGCACAUGUAUCUCCCACGUUGGGGCUGUUGCUAUUUUCUACAUUCCAUUGAUCAGUCUAUCCUUUGUUCACAGGUUUGGAAAACAUGCCCCACCCUAUGUACAUACUAUGAUUGCUAACAACUACCUGUUGAUCCCCCCUGUAAUGAACCCCAUCAUCUACAGUGUGAAGACCAAACAGAUACGUAGAGCUGUGAUAAAAAUUCUCCAUCCCAAAGACACAUAGACUCACAGAAUUCUAGAGGCAGCCUACAUCAGGCCUUGUUAUUAAAAAACAGAACUAGUUAUUAUUAAAACCAAGUGAUCAAAAAUUUAAAAUUAAGAUUGGGUUAUAUGUAGGAUAUCAGCUAGUUUGACUCUAUUUUAAAAACGUGGAGACAGAGACAGAAGAAUGGAAGGGAUAAACAGCCUAAAAGGUGUUAUCCCCAUCACCAU
This is a messenger RNA of Phyllostomus discolor (pale spear-nosed bat), 1182 nucleotides long. Its product is annotated as olfactory receptor 51F2-like. Gene Ontology annotation, molecular function: G protein-coupled receptor activity; olfactory receptor activity. NCBI's taxonomy places the organism in Eukaryota, Metazoa, Chordata, Mammalia, Chiroptera, Phyllostomidae. The transcript has a single exon. Gene Ontology annotation, cellular component: membrane. Gene Ontology annotation, biological process: G protein-coupled receptor signaling pathway. The record is from RefSeq and is a predicted model, not a curated record. Bases 29 to 973 code for a protein of 314 amino acids.